UCUUUUUUUUCCUUGCGGAGCCCUUCUCUAUCUCUCUGUACAGAUCUCUUAUUCAGCCCGGGCUGGGUCCUUCCUGCUCCAAUUCCGACGCUGCCCUCCGUCCCCCCAGCCCCCCUUUUCUUCUUUCUGUCCACACAUAAUUGAGGACAGAAAUAACUGUUCAAGUCUUCCACUUGCAUUCCUUUGGACGAGCAAAUCUAGCCGGUGCUUGGACUAAAUUCAUUCUUCCUGACACAGCUUUCGCCGCUCGGCUUCUCUAGAAAAAUCAGAUGUGUAAGAAGAACUCUUUAAGUGCCAUGCGCCGUUUCUUCGGCUAAGGGAGACGUGUGCUAAGAUGGGAAAAAUAAUCAAGUAGAUUUGCAUGGAGCAGUGGCUAAAGGCGCCUUCUCAGAAGAGCCUCCAUGGCUGACUUGAACUUUGUGUAACGAGUCAUUGCCCUAGAGAGGUGUUGGAUUGCCGCAACAUCCUCGGAGAGCACUGGAUCUGCUGAAGCCCGGUGUCAGGAUUGAAGGAGCCUCACCCUUCGGCAUGGGUUCCGAGAAAAUCUCCUUGUUUCUCAGUCACACUGAGCAGGCACAGAGCCGCUAGUUUAUCUCGGCUGCUGGAUUUGUGCUGUCUGCAAUCCUCUCCCCCACCAGCUCUGUGUCCUUGACGUCCUUCCACUUACAUACUUGUGCAUGUGCGUGUGAACAAUGUCGAGGCCCAAGAGACGGUUAUGGCUGCCCUUGCUGUGCACACACGUCUGCGUCAUGUUGAACUCCAACGUUCUCUUGUGGAUAACUGUUCUCGCCAUCAAAUUCACACUCAUCGACAGCCAGGCACAGUACCCUGUUGUGAACACGAAUUAUGGCAAAAUCCGGGGUCUAAGAACACCGUUGCCCAAUGAGAUUUUGGGUCCAGUGGAGCAAUACUUGGGGGUACCCUAUGCCUCACCACCCACUGGAGAGAGGCGGUUUCAGCCUCCAGAGCCCCCUUCGUCAUGGACUGGGGUUCGUAACGCCACGCAGUUUGCUCCUGUGUGUCCACAGCAUCUGGACGAACGUUCCUUACUACAUGACAUGCUGCCCAUCUGGUUUACAGCCAAUUUGGAUACUUUGAUGACCUAUGUUCAAGACCAAAAUGAAGACUGCCUUUACCUAAACAUCUACGUGCCCACAGAAGAUGGAGCCAACACUAAGAAAAUCGCAGAUGAUAUUACCAGUAAUGAACGUGGUGACGACGAAGAUAUCCAUGACCAGAACAGUAAGAAACCGGUUAUGGUCUAUAUCCAUGGUGGAUCGUACAUGGAGGGUACCGGAAACAUGAUAGACGGGAGUAUCUUGGCCAGCUAUGGCAACGUGAUCGUCAUCACCAUUAACUACCGCCUGGGGAUAUUAGGAUUUUUAAGCACUGGUGACCAGGCAUCCAAAGGGAACUACGGACUGCUGGAUCAGAUCCAAGCCUUGCGCUGGAUAGAGGACAAUGUCGGGGCCUUUGGUGGAGACCCCAAGAGAGUGACCAUCUUCGGCUCCGGGGCUGGGGCCUCCUGUGUCAGCCUGCUGACCUUGUCACAUUAUUCUGAAGGCUUGUUCCAGAAAGCCAUCAUCCAAAGCGGUACAGCCCUGUCCAGCUGGGCAGUGAAUUACCAGCCUGCCAAGUAUACACGGAUCCUGGCAGAUAAAGUGGGGUGCAACAUGUUGGAUACCACGGACAUGGUGGAAUGCCUGCGCAACAAGAAUUACAAGGAGCUCAUUCAGCAAGCCAUCACCCCGGCCACCUACCACAUUGCCUUCGGCCCGGUGAUUGAUGGGGACGUCAUCCCGGACGACCCCCAGAUUCUAAUGGAACAGGGCGAGUUCCUCAACUAUGACAUCAUGCUUGGUGUGAACCAGGGCGAGGGCUUGAAGUUCGUGGAUGGGAUCGUCGACAGUGAGGAUGGCGUGACGCCCAAUGACUUUGACUUCUCCGUGUCCAACUUUGUGGAUAACCUCUACGGUUAUCCAGAAGGCAAAGACACCUUACGAGAGACCAUCAAAUUCAUGUACACAGAUUGGGCGGACAAAGAGAACCCAGAAACACGCCGCAAAACCCUGGUGGCCCUGUUCACCGACCAUCAGUGGGUUGCGCCAGCCGUGGCCACCGCAGACCUCCACGCCCAGUAUGGCUCGCCCACCUACUUUUACGCAUUCUAUCACCACUGUCAAAGCGAGAUGAAGCCCAGCUGGGCAGAUUCUGCGCACGGUGAUGAGGUACCGUACGUUUUUGGCAUCCCCAUGAUUGGCCCCACGGAGCUGUUCAGCUGUAACUUCUCCAAGAACGAUGUCAUGCUUAGUGCCGUGGUCAUGACCUACUGGACCAAUUUUGCCAAAACAGGAGAUCCUAAUCAGCCAGUUCCUCAGGACACCAAGUUCAUUCACACUAAACCCAACCGGUUUGAGGAAGUCGCCUGGUCCAAGUACAAUCCCAAAGACCAACUGUAUCUGCACAUCGGACUGAAACCCAGAGUGAGAGAUCACUACCGAGCAACGAAAGUCGCUUUCUGGUUGGAACUGGUUCCCCACCUGCACAACCUGAACGAGAUAUUCCAGUACGUAUCGACCACCACGAAGGUCCCUCCACCAGAUAUGACAUCCUUCCCUUAUGGGACCCGGAGAUCCCCUGCCAAGAUAUGGCCGACCACCAAACGCCCAGCCAUCACCCCUGCCAACAGCCCCAAGCAUUCUAAAGACAAUCAGAAGACGGGGCCUGAAGACACCACUGUCCUCAUUGAAACCAAACGGGAUUAUUCCACCGAGUUGAGUGUCACCAUCGCCGUGGGGGCAUCCCUCCUGUUCCUCAACAUCUUGGCCUUCGCGGCACUUUAUUAUAAGAAGGAUAAACGACGUCAUGAGACACACAGGCGCCCCAGCCCCCAGAGGAACACCACCAAUGACAUCGCUCACAUCCAAAAUGAGGAGAUCAUGUCUCUGCAGAUGAAGCAACUGGACCACGAGCAUGAGUGUGAAUCCCUGCAGGCUCAUGACACGCUGAGGCUCACGUGCCCUCCCGACUACACCCUGACGCUCCGCAGGUCCCCCGACGACAUCCCACUGAUGACACCAAAUACCAUCACCAUGAUCCCAAACACAUUGACCGGGAUGCACCCGUUGCACACCUUCAACACCUUCAGCGGAGGACAGAACAGUACAAAUUUACCCCACGGACACUCAACAACCAGAGUAUAGCUUUGCAGUUCCCUCCCCUCCCUUCCCUCCCUUCCCCCACCCCUCUCCUUCUGCACCACAGAAGACAUCAAGGAGAAGAGUCAAAGGGAGAGGGCGAAAAUGUCCCAAUCUGGAAAGGUUUUUCAUUCGCCUGUUUCAAGACAGACACGUGGAGGGCAUUUUACGAUAGAUGUGCAGGACCCCCUGGCCCUUGACUUCUUCCUGACUUGCAGUAGCAGCACCACACCCUAAGAAAUGUGAAACCCAUACAUUUCUGUUCCAAUACUGCUUUAAGAUUUCCAACAUGCCAGAAAACUAAAGCAUCAUCAUUCCACGGACCUGGAUCUUUCCAGAAUAACCGUAGGGAGUGACUCUUCUGGAAUCCAGCCAGGACAUCUCUUUUUAUUUUAAUUAAAAUCCAAUCCGUGGGGAAAAAAAACGAACAAAAGUCCUUAUGUGCCAUACAACGGAUGGCUCUUAAGCAGAGCGAUUGUCUGUACGUUUUUAAUCCGGCUAUGGAGAUGUAACUCAGAGAGAAGGAAAAGUAGAAUUUUAUUAUUCAAAUAAAAGACGUGACUAUGCAGAAAAAAAAAUAAAUAAAAACCGUACAGUUCUGUGCAAAGAGAGCUUUUGCUAGCCUGAACUAUAUUUAAGAAACUUUGUAAAAAUAAUUAAAAGAUGUAUAUAGCUGUGCGUUUAAACAUAAACACACACACAGAGGGGGGUAAAGCUUUUAUUGAUGUUUUCAGUUUGAAAGAGCUUUUAGCGAGAUUGUGGUUUUCAUUGUUUUUCGAAUGUAUAUAAAUAUAUAUAUAUAUACACAUACAUUAGUCACACCACCUCUGUUCCCCACCCCCCCAAAAAAGGACGCUUUUGUUCCGAAUUACUUGUGUAAACAAAACCUGGGGUUUUCUAACUCAUCUCACUGGUAGUAAGAUUGUGGUGUCUUACAGAAGAAUGCUGAUGGUCUGUGUCGUCGGUCUGUGACUCAUGUUUCAUGGAGUUUCAGUACAAAAGUCGGUCCCAAAUAAGAAGGUGUCUUGAGGCGUGUCUGCUUCCAACCACGCAUACAGGAAGUCCCAGCGAGCGGAAAAAAUGUAUAUGUGUACAAGUGUCACUCUGUGAUUUGGGUCCUUCGAGUAUAGUUAGCAAGAGUUGGUGCCCGUCUUUGAGCCCUGCCCAAAAAGAAACAAAGCUUGCCUUUGGUGGGUCACAGCCCUGGACUUCAGCAGGUGCAAAAGGUUUUGGCUGAUGAAAUACCUGUUCAGCUUGGAUAAUCAGGUUGAAGGAGGACGGGUUAUUUUCCGUUCACCUGCAAGUCCUUUAUUUAUUAGUACUGAGGGGUUUUUCUGUUCUGUUCUGUUUUCGUUUUCUCCGUAUAUCAUUUGUAGGAUAAAACAUACGCUUGUCUGAAAAUAACCCUUUUGUGGAUUUCUGUAGCGAUCACCGAUCAACAAAUAUUAUUGAAGAAUGGAGCAAACAGAGAUAGAACAUUAAAAGUGCUUUGCAUGGGUUUCCUGGGAAAUUCCGAUUGCUUCCCUAUCAAGAUUAGGAGCAGACGUCAGUCAAUUCACCCCUUUGAAACUGGCCACCAGGCAUCAGAGAUACUUAGCCCCAAACACUUGUCAUUAAAAAAAAAAAAAAAAUCCCUUUUAAUUUUCCUUUAAGGGAAGUUUUGGGUAUCGUAAGAAAGAAAGCUAAAAGCUUUUAGUGUUUUUGUCUUUCAAAAGUUACCACAUCAUCUACAAACUGUGGCCAAAGAUGUUUAAAUUAAAAACGACAACAGAAACCUUUCUGGCCUCAAUUGCUGAUUUUCCUGAGGCCUGUCUUAGCCAAGGUGGGCAUUCUGCAUAAAUGUUUUCCAUCUGCCUCCUCUAUACGGAAAAACAACCUUUGAAGAAUGAAUUCCACACACCAGAAAGCCCCUAGCAGUUUAUUACAUGAUCAGAUCUCUAAAAGAAAAAAGUGUUCAUAAAGAUGCAUACAGCCACACGAUUCAUCUGCUUGCUUAUAUGCAUUUAAAUUUGAGGGUCAUUCCCUGUAUAUAAAUGCAUGAGAUAUACGGACCAGACCUUAACACACAUGAAGUGAUAUUCUUUUCCUUUGCACUGCGGCCUCAUGGAGCUGUUGAAGAUGUUGGUCCCCAAUGCAUCCAUCUGGCCUCAGGUCAUUCCUUUGAAGCUGUGUAUCUCUCCUGCUGGGCUAGUCAACAGGUUUAAAGGGUGUGAUGUUUGGCAUCCAUGUUGGAUAGCUAUGUUUGUUAUGUAAAUUCCAGUAUUUGUUUAGUCUCCCAACUGUCUGCUGGUAGCAACAUACACAGUCACGUGUCAGACCAGUCGUUACUGGACUAAGGACAGAGUUCCUGUUAAAUCGAUAACUUUAGCUUUUACAGAGGAGGAGGGUGAAACGCAAUCUAAUACGUUGCGAAAGUUACCGUAUUUCUACGUGAAAGAGGAUAUAGAAUCUUCAUAGAGUUCUAUCAGAAAAGAAAAUAUACUUGCUAUCUAUAAAAAAGAGAAAAAAGAAAAAAAAAAGGAGAAAAAAUUAAAAAAAUACUUUCUUAGGCUUUUAUUCUUGAUCUUCGAAGGCACGCAGGGUUCAAUGGUUUCCUUGGGUCAUUAUUUUGCAAUUUUGUUUUUGAUUUUGCCUUAAGUAAUGAUAAAAGAUAUAUAUGGCUGGACACAUAUGUAUAAACUUUUCAGUGGCAUUUUUAAUAAUAAAA
This is a messenger RNA of Nannospalax galili (Upper Galilee mountains blind mole rat), 5904 nucleotides long. RefSeq names its product neuroligin-4, X-linked. The transcript has 8 exons. The coding region runs from base 693 to 3203 and encodes 836 amino acids. The record is from RefSeq and is a predicted model, not a curated record. Gene Ontology annotation, cellular component: synapse; postsynaptic specialization membrane; cell surface. Gene Ontology annotation, biological process: postsynaptic membrane assembly; presynaptic membrane assembly; chemical synaptic transmission. Gene Ontology annotation, molecular function: signaling receptor activity; neurexin family protein binding. NCBI's taxonomy places the organism in Eukaryota, Metazoa, Chordata, Mammalia, Rodentia, Spalacidae.